Molecule: messenger RNA, 672 nt
Organism: Tricharina praecox
Lineage: Eukaryota; Fungi; Ascomycota; Pezizomycetes; Pezizales; Pyronemataceae
Exons: 1
Coding region: 127-396 (89 amino acids)
Source: RefSeq, a predicted model, not a curated record
CAACAACAGUCCGAGCUGGCACGCAUCCGAGCGACAGAGAGCGACGGGGCGAGCGGCAACACAGACAAAGAUGCGGCGCAGCGUGUGUGAGUGCGAGUCGAGAGUCGAGACUCGAGACUCGGGAUUAUGGCGAUGAGGCUCUACUGGCGAGCAAAGCCUUGCCUAAUUCUUUUUUUUUUCUUUGUGUCGUCUCUCGUUCUCGAGUCAGAAAAGAAGGAAAACCGUGCCCGUUGGCCGCCAUCCGUCCUCUUGCAGUUCCCUAAGCCGGGAAGCUUCAAGCAACGCCGUCUCCCCCACGUUCGCGCCCUAACACCUCAACUAAUGCGAGCUGGGGUCAUGGAUAUCAAUAUACGUGCUCGAACACAUGUAUGUAGAGUAGAGGAGAGGCACCCUUGAGUACAGCGGGCAGGAAUGGCCCAAUUCCUCUCACAUAGGCACUGUUCCUCUGCUCGCAUAGCUGUCCCUUCUCUCGUCGGCAUCUCCAGAGCAGAGGAGACCUCACUGCAAGGCGGCGGCGAAAUGACGAGAUGGGUACAUAGAGUAGAGAAAUCGCAGAGCUCGCAGAGCUCGCAGGAAGGAAUUCGGACCGUUCCUUGCUGCUGGAUGGAUUGCUACUGGCGUGUUUCCGACAAACCACACCUGCAUAACGGAUCAAGAUACUGUUGCUUCCAG